This is a messenger RNA of Ictalurus punctatus (channel catfish), 3895 nucleotides long. RefSeq names its product histone deacetylase 9b (gene hdac9b). Gene Ontology annotation, biological process: chromatin organization. Bases 924 to 2663 code for a protein of 579 amino acids. Gene Ontology annotation, molecular function: histone deacetylase activity. Gene Ontology annotation, cellular component: histone deacetylase complex. The record is from RefSeq and is a predicted model, not a curated record. The transcript has 12 exons. Lineage: Eukaryota; Metazoa; Chordata; Actinopteri; Siluriformes; Ictaluridae.
ACCUCCUCCUUUACACAGUAAGCUGCUCUAAACUAGACAGAGCAUUAGAGAGGGAAGAGAGGAGAAGAAAGAGCAAUGAAAAUCAGAACACAGCUUUGACUGCUUGACACACAACUCCACAGAUGCAGUAAAGGCUGUUCAGCCAUUUUGCAGGGGAAAAGCUGACAAAAAGGACAGGGGAAGACUUAAACCACGGAAAAAGUAAACGGAUAAACCCUUUUCUGAGGAGCUGCAGCAGGAGAUGGUGUAGCCCCCCUGCUGAUUCCCUGACGUGUGGAGGAGAAGUGAAAGGGAGCGAAGAAGAUAGCAGGGGAGGAACUGUUCGUGUUACCGAGGGAGGAGUUGUCUUUCUCGCGUAGUGCCACCAGUGAGGAGGAGGCAGAAGCGAGUGCUUGUGGUCUCCUGAGAGAGAGAGAGAGAGAGAGAGAGAGAGAGAGGACAAGGAAGGGCUGCUAGUGUGACAGGAAGAAUAGGGCAGGCAAUGUGCCGCUGACUGGAGUAUGCUACAGACCAUUUACGAGGGUGACUCCUACUUCUCCAGCGACAGCUUUGGCAAACUCCGGAUGCCUCAGGAACCCCACGACAGUGACAUGCACAACGUUAACAACUCAGGGUCGUGGGGAGACUGGAGCCUAUCCCAGGGAGCCUGGGGUACAAGGCAGAGUGCACCCUACCCUGGACGGGGUGCCAAUGCAUCGCGGGGCACAAUCACAUACUCAUUCACAUUCACAAACCCAUUCACACACUACGGACACUUUGGACAUGCCAAUCAGCCUACUAUGCAUGUCUUUGGACUGGGGGAGGAAACCGGAAUACGUGGAGGAAACCCCCGCAGCACGGGGAGAACAUGCAAACUCCGCACACACAGGGCAGCAGCCCUGGAGGUGUGAGGUGUGAGAUGAGCAUGCUAAACACUAAGCCACAUGGACGUUAAGCCUGAAGUACCACUGGCUCUGGAGCCUGCUUCUCCACUAGAUCUGCGGACAGACGUGAGGAUGCCGGCCCUGGGCUCGGACCCCAACGUGUGGGAGCGGCAGCUGCAGCAGGAGCUGCUCCUCAUUCAGAAGCAACAGCAGAUCCAGAAACAGCUUCUCAUAAACGAGUUCCAGAAGCAGCAUGAGAACCUGAUUCGCCAGCACCAGGUGCAGCUGCAGGAGCACCUCAAGCUGCAGCAGGAGCUGCAAGUGAUGAAGCAGCGGCAGGAGCAGCUGGAGAAGGAAAGGAAGUUGGAGCAGCAAAACCAAGAAAGGGAACUGGAGAGACAUCGGCGCCAGCAGCAGGUCCUAAUCCUCAGAAGCAAAGAGCGGGCGCGAGAGAGUGCAGUGGCCAGCACAGAAGUUAAGCAGAAACUACAGGAGUUUUUGUUGAGCAAAUCCACAAAGGACACAGCAUCUAAUGGAUCCUGCCAUACAUUCACACAAAACUCCAAACUGUGGUUCACUGCCUCCCAUCACACCUCUCUGGAGCAGAGUUCACCUCCUCUGGGAGGAGUGUCACCGUCAUGCAAGUUCCCUUUACCCUCCCUACCGGACUGCAGGGAUGAUUUCCCUCUGAGGAAGACUGCCUCGGAGCCAAAUCUGAAGGUACGCUCUAGGUUGAAGCAGAAGGUUGCAGAGAGGAGGAGCAGCCCUCUUCUGAGGAGAAAAGAAGGAACUGUCAUGACACCUUUCAAAAAACGAGCCCUGGAACUAAUGGAGUCGACAGCCAGUAGCAGCUCCACUGGUUCAGGCCCCAGCUCUCCAAAUAGAGCCUCAAGUUUUCCAGGGGCUGACAAUGGACCAUCACCUCUACCAUCCACCAUUCACACUGAGCGUUGGCCCUCACAGCCGAAGUUGCUUGGCUCUGAUGGUUCAGUGUCCAUGUUGAGUCUCUACACAUCACCGUCUCUGCCUAACAUCACGCUGGGCCUCUCCGCUGCCUCCUCCCCCAUCAGUGCUGGCGAGGGCAGUGGAGUGCUGCCUGUCAGGCAGGGUUUGCCCGCUCAGCUCUUGGGUCCUGUGCCUUUACCAGUCAGCAUGGAGAGUAAAGUGAGCAGCAGCCAGCAAGCACUCCUACAGCACCUCCUGCAAAAGGAGCAGCUCCGCCAACAGAAGAUCUUCUCCACUGGCCAAAGUGCUGGGUCUGUGCACCCUCCCUCUCCUCUGGCCAUGACGGAGCGUUCCUCAGGCAGCGUGCGGCCCAAAUUGCCACGCCAUAGGCCCCUGAACCGUACCCAAUCUGCACCACUGCCCCAGAGCAUAUUAGCUCAGCUUGUCAUCCAGCAGCAGCACCAACACUUCCUUGAGAAGCAGAAACAGUAUCAGCAACAGGUCCACAUAAAUAAGCUGUUUUCCAAGUCCAUCGAACAGCUGAGGCAGCCGAACGGGCACCUGCACGAGUCGGAGGAGGAAGAGGGAGAGGAUGCGUUUGAUCACGCCAUGCAAGAGGACAGUUCGCCCUCUUCUGGAGUCAUCCGCAAGUGCAGCCCCAGCCUCAGGAACAGCAGCAUCCACAGUCCCAGAAUGCUCAGUGAAGAGGUGGAUGCUCACGCUAGGGUUAUUAGAAUCAAACAGGAGCCUGCUGACAGUGAUGAUGAAACACAUGCCAAAGAGAGCCUAGCAGAGAAGAAGAGUGCUUACCUUCACCAGGUGGAAGGAAGGCUGGUAAUACAGGCUAUGAACUGAUCUUAGGCAUGAGCACAUACACAUGUACACAUGUACACAUAUACACACACACACACACACACAAACACACACACACACACACACACACACAUAACUCAUGCCAGGUUAUGCCACCACAAGCCCUUUUGGACUAUAGACAUUUGUGACCUUGUGAUGUGAUCUCUGUAUUGUAUGCUGUAAUGAUCUGUAUAUAAUUUGAAUAAGAAGAAAAAUCUAGACUGGUAUAUCUUUUAAAAGCUGAAUAAGCAUCUCUGUUUGUAAAAAGACUUUUGAAUUGUAAUUACUUUCCCUUUCUACUUUUGAUCCACCCACUGGAAAAAGAGCUGCACUAGAGCUCGUGUAGAAUAAUCACUGACUUUUUUUUUUCUUCAUGACACUUUGAACUUCGCAUAGCUUUCAUUUCGGAUGAUUUCGCUCAUUUACUGUUUCCAGUGUAAACUGCAACAGGAGCACAGCUAUAGCAUCAGUAUCCUCACUGUUACUGCGCUCUGUGUCCUGGGUUCUCCCAGGGGGUCUGUAUCAAAGUUGUACUCUGGUCCCAGAGUAGUGCUCGGCUUGGCGGCUCACUCACAGUGAGAGAGGGCUGAGCAGGAAAUGCCUGGUGGAAGCCAGGAACCGGAGUGAUUCAUGAGCACAGGAAUGUUGGGAGAGGACGGGUUCAGCGUUCAGCAAAGUCCAAGAGGCCAGUCAUGAGCCCUGAUUUACUAUCGGGGCAAAUUACAAAACGAAUAGGGAAACAGUGGAACGAGUCCCUAUUUAAAACCAAUAAUUUCCUGUUUAGACCACCGUAAUGUGUACACCCCCACAUUAAGAUUUUGAUAUCUGUUCCUUCUAUGUAUGUUUUCAAGGUGCGAUUCCUUACUGCUGAUUAUUUCUCCUCUCAGAAUGGCCAGAUAAAAAUAACUUUCAUAUUUCCCUAGCUACCGUCUUUCUUGUAACUUUCCAUCAUUUGUCAUGUUUAACGCUGUCAAUGUAAAAGCAUUAGUGCGAGUAAUAUGUGUGUGAGAUCCUGUGCCACAAUGCUGCCACAUAUACAAAAACUUGUUCAUUAUAUGUGACUCACCAUACCGUCUUUAAAAGUAAAGCAUUCUGGACAUGUCUGCCUGUGUCCUGUUCUCCUAUUCCUCUGUCCAGUAACAGUAAGCUUUUCUUUACUUCGUAGCUGUUUGGAUGGAUCAUCAUCUCCCAUGGUUGCUGUCUUUUUCAAAAUAAAGUACGUUUCCAUCCUGUGA